Molecule: messenger RNA, 2352 nt
Organism: Fusarium vanettenii 77-13-4
Lineage: Eukaryota; Fungi; Ascomycota; Sordariomycetes; Hypocreales; Nectriaceae
Exons: 6
Coding region: 1-2352 (783 amino acids)
Molecular function (GO): protein binding
Source: RefSeq, a predicted model, not a curated record
AUGGGAGGUUUUCAUGUUUAUUGUGUCAUCUGUGGCGCUACAACCACCGAGGUUGAAAUUGGGCCCAGAGAACAACCUGGAGAUGACGAGGAUGUCUAUAUGGAGAACAGAUAUGAUGAGGAUGUGAUUGGUGAUGAGGACAUGGAGUGGUUCCGGCAAGCCCGACUCCUCGGUUUCAACCCCGACGCCUCAGGGGCAAACAAAUUCUACGUGUCUGGUGCUGGGGAAUACCUCGGAGCUGGCAUCUUUGACGUAGACGAAGGCUCGGAGCCGGAUUCUGCCAUCGAAGACUUUGACUUGGCUGGCGUUCGAGCCUGGGGCGACUGUGACGGCGAAGAGCGCGGAUUUCCCUUUCACAGACAAUGCCACACUGUUCUUGCCCGAGUCCUUACCGGGACAGAAGACACAGGUAAAAUCAACAGAGCCGUUCUAUACAAGAUCUUUGGCGGCCUGAUAUCGGGAAAAUCGAGGUGUUCGGACCUCGACUAUGGCCAUGCCACACAGGGCCAAGACCAGACGUGGGAAGCCAUACCUGGCUACGAGUACACCGUUAUCAACCCAGAAAAGAGAGAGUCUCUAGUGCAAGACAUUCUUGAAGUUAUUCAGGAUGAGAAGUUCGUGGAGACACCUUCGAAUCUGAAUUUGGGACACAAAGUGAGAUGGGAUCCCCUCCGGGAAAUACCGGAGUCGCUUCUUCGCGAUAUCUUAGACCUCGUGGAUAACGAGUCAAUCUUUAGCCUGUGCAAAGCUUCUUGGGUCAUAUUCGAGUUGAUUCGACAUAGCCGGAACUUUUGGGAAAGCCGCAUCCGCAAGAACACGCCAUACUUUGAGGAGCUGGGUGAAACCAUUACGACAAGGCGCGAGUCUCUUGGAGGCCAGGACCUCCGGAAGAUCCUUCUAUGGGCAAAAGAGGCUUCGAAACCAAGAGUUGGGAUUUCGGGCCUUCUGAUGGCUGUGGCAAACCGUCGGAGAAUCUGGGGAGUGUGUGAACAGAUUGCACGUCGCUAUCAUGCAGAAUGUCCCGAUCCAGACUCGGAGCCGAGCUGCAAGAUGGAGUCAAUCGCCGUGUGCAACAAGAUGCACUUUGUCGGGUUCAAUGUCAAGCCAGUCUUUGAUACACAGCGGUCAUACUGGAUCCGGUCCUGGGACGAAUACGAUGCAGACCGGCCUUGGACGCUCAGGACAUUUUGGAACUCGGACUGGGACAUGACUGGGAUAUCUGUUAGCUUUGGAGACGAAGAACCUAGGAUGUUUGGCAAACGAGGCACAGAAGAGGGUGCUUGGGAAACUUCGAAAGAGGUGGCACCGGAAACAUGGCUCCGUGGCUUUGUCUUUCAUCUUUGGCCGACCAAUCCCCUCUUGGAAUGGGAACAUGCGCCGUGGAACUAUAUCAGUGUCAAGGGAAUCACGAUUUACUUUUAUGACGGUUUCCCAGUUAGCUAUGGUGACACUGGUGAUUCUUUGAUGCAACGACCGCUAUUUGCCGCCGAGGAUAUGGUCAUUGUGGGCGUUGAAGGCCAACUCGCCGAAAAAGAAGGCGUCACUCCCUGGAUCUUGCGAUUUGGACUCCUGCAGGCGUAUCCCGGUGACGAGGAAAAGCCAGAUCCGGGCUACUAUCCCGAAGUUGGUGACGAAGAGCAGAUGAGCUGGAGCAGUGCGUCUCUGGCCCUCCUAGGCAAGCCUAGCUGGGAGUCGGAGUCUUUAAAGUUCAUAUGUGACGGCUUUGAUAGGGUCGAGAACAUCGAUAUCGAUCGUGAACUCAUACCACUGAGGAUUCUAAUGCUGGGUAACCGACCAAACGAGCUCGCAAAUAUUCGGAGCAUUUCUGCUUGUAUCAACAGCAAGGUUACCAAUAUACGGGUCUCGUUCGUGGAUGGCCAGCAGACUCGUACUAUGAGGGAGGUUGACGAGGAAGGGUUCUUGUGGCCAGAGGAGAACUGGGAGGAGUUUGAGAUUGACGGACCGGGAGGGGAGAUUAUUGACGAGAUCGGUUGGAUCGAGUCGUAUGAUAGAUCUCCCGAACUCCUCCAUCUUCGAACAAACCGAAAUCGUACAGUGUUAUUUGCCCUAGACACCCUUGUCGGCGAGAACAACUCCAACACCAGAAUCAAGUUAUCCGGGUGGACUGUGGACAACAACCACAUGCGAGUUAUCAAGGCGGAAGAAGGGGACGUGAUUGUUGGCAUCGUCAUGGGUUUCGGACAACGAGAGUCGGAUUGGUUGUUUGAAUCGGACAGGGAAGAGUUUGGGACUAGGCCCUGGACGUAUGAGACUUUUCAAAAGAGGUCCGAGUCUAGGUUGUUUAGUUACUUUAAUUUUGUAGGAGCUUUGACGAUGGCUAAGGAUGCUUGA